Molecule: messenger RNA, 198 nt
Organism: Protopolystoma xenopodis
Lineage: Eukaryota; Metazoa; Platyhelminthes; Monogenea; Polystomatidea; Polystomatidae
Source: the annotation of a GenBank genome assembly
GAUAAGUUGGCCAAGGAGGCAGAACUAAACAAUUUACAAAUGUCAAUUGAGAAGGAGCACGCCAAGCGUUUGGAACUGGAUGGAAAGAUAACUCAGGAAUUGCGCAACCGACUGACUAUGAAAAAAGCAGCCGAAUAUGUAAAGAAACUGACGACUAAGGUCGAGGAUCAGAGCCGAGAGCUAGAGACCAAGGUAUGA